This is a messenger RNA of Protopolystoma xenopodis, 519 nucleotides long. The record is from the annotation of a GenBank genome assembly. Lineage: Eukaryota; Metazoa; Platyhelminthes; Monogenea; Polystomatidea; Polystomatidae.
AGUGUACUUGAAAGAAAGACUACUCGUGAAAAGGUCAUGGAAAAUCGCUUAAGGCUUGGUCAAUUUGUUACUCAACGAAAUGGUGCGCAUUUUGAGGAAAAAUGGAUAGAGGGCUCCAGAUUCAAGGAUCUAGACCAGCGACGAAAAAGUAUUGAAAAUAUCCGCGAGGAAAUUGAACGCAAAAAGAAGCAGUGGGCGAAAAAAAAGCCUGGCGCUUCAGACGGGAAAAAAAGCAAAUCUCGGGGGGAUGAAGUUACCGUAGAUGAGUUUUACGAACAAAUGGAAAUUUAUGAUCUCCGGAAGGCUAUGCUAGUCAAAGAAGAUAAGGAAAUACAAAAUGAGCUUGAGCGCCUUGACAGAGAACGGAACUUGCAUAUACGCGAGAUAAAACGUAUUGCUAACGAAGAUGCCUCCCGCUUCAAAGACCAUCCGCUUUUGAGUGAUCGUUAUUUGCUUUUGAACUUGUUGGGCAAGGGUGGCUUUUCAGAGGUUCACAAGGAUUUCAACGUCUAUCCAUAA